AGUCGGAAGCGGCGUUAAAUGUUAAUCCUCCAAAUUUCAAUUCAUCCAAUUCGAAAGCAUCGUGAAGAGAAAUCUUUGGAGCCUAAACUAAAAUUCGCGGUUAGCAGUUAGCAGUAGACGAUUCACUCAAGCCUCAGCAUCAGCAUAAUGAAAACCCCAGCUUCAGGUUUCUACAGAAACCCCGUGAAGUUCAGAAUGCCGACUUCGGAGAAUCUGGUGCCGAUUCGAUUGGACAUAGAAAUCGACGGUCAGCGAUACAAAGACGCUUUCACUUGGAACCCUACCGAUCCUGAUUCCGAGGUCGUACUCUUCGCCAAGAGAACCGUUAAGGACCUGAAACUCCCUCCCGCUUUCGUCACCCAAAUUGCACAAUCCAUUCAGUCUCAGCUCGCCGAUUUUCGUUCCUAUGAAGGCCAAGACAUGUACGCUGGCGAGAAAAUUAUUCCUAUCAAGCUUGAUCUCCGUGUAAAUCAUACUCUCGUGAAGGACCAGUUCUUAUGGGACUUGAACAAUUUCGAGAGUGAUCCUGAAGAAUUCGCCAGAAUCUUCUGCAAAGACAUGGCCAUUGAAGACCCCGAGGUUGGACCAGCAAUUGCCUUUGCUAUAAGAGAGCAGCUUUACGAGAUUGCAAUUCAAAGUGUGGUUUCAGCAAGAGAAAGCAGAUUGAGCAAGAAGGGUCGUCGAGGGGCUGAAUAUGCUCCAGUCAGCAAAGGAGGUGCUGUGGCAGUGGACUUGGUCAAGUUAUUUGGACCAAAAUCUAGUGUAGUUCGGAAAAGAAAGGAAUGGGACGUGUAUGAACCUAUCGUGGACCUUCUUUCCAAUGAAGAAGUUGAUGCCCUUGAAGCAAAAGAAGAACGGAAUUUCAGGUGAAUUGACAGCAUUGCUUAUUUAGAAGGUAGUAUAGUUCUAUUGAAACCUAUAUUAGUUAGAGGGAAUCAUUUUCAAGUUAUUAUUGUACUGUGUGGAAGUUGGUUUCGUAGAAUCAGCAAAUCAACGAGUCAGCAUGUGUUAUCAUAUUAGGUUGUAUCAUUUCUUCAUCUUCAUUCAGUGUACAAAGACGCUAAUCAGUAAUCAGCAUCAAGGCCAAAUUAAAAAAGAAAAUUAAUUACAUCUUAUUAGCAUAGUAUCUAGGGUAAAUUACAUUGAUCUUCUACGAUACUGAACAAUAUUACACAAGUAGUCUUAUCUACCAUGCAAUUUAAGUUACAUGACACUUGAUACUUCCUUUUAUAAAAGUGAUGUUGGCCUUCCUUGUAAACGCGACUGUGAAAAAGAUUAAUGUAGACAUGGAUAACUAGGGGGUGGCAUGUAAAAUAACAUCUCUUAAUCGUAGAGUUUAAUUUAUUCUGGUGUAUAUAUUUUGAAUUUGAUGUGCUUUGUGAUACUAAUUUAUCAACUUAUAUGCACCCGUUACAGUUUACACCUUUCCCUGCUGGGGCAAAAGAACAGCACAUUAUUCCCUGAUUAUUUGAAUACCAUCUAUAACUAUUUAUUAUCUAAGACUGAAAUCAUUAUUUCCAAUCAAUUUCAUAUCACAUAUAAACCUAUGAACCCUCCACGAAAGGAAAAAUGGAAGUAGGGCAGUGUCUUAUAAGGCGUGCAAUAUCUUAUAACAGUAGAGACGGAGGGUUUCAAUUUCAUAGCUAAGUAAAGCUAGGAUGAAAAAACAAGCAAGAAAGAAAUAUGAAGCAGUAACAGAUUGAGAAAUCAAAAUCCUAUGUUUUCCUCUCCCACAUGCCUGGAAAGAAAUGGGAAUAUCCAUGAUAGAAUAAAACAAAAUGUGGGGUUGAGCCUAUCCCAUCUGAGGUUGCCAGGGCCAAUAUGUAAAGACAGACUUUACAGUGGCCCCAUUUCUGUCAUUGUAGAGAAAAUGUCCACACAUACAGAGUUGAAGAUAUUGCUCCAAUACUCAUCUCUCGAGAAAGGUAGAUAAUGGAUCAUGUGGGCUUGUUAUAUCUGCGUUUCAGUACUGAAAGGAACAGGAGGAAG
This is a messenger RNA of Arachis stenosperma, 1989 nucleotides long. Its product is annotated as chromatin structure-remodeling complex protein BSH. Gene Ontology annotation, molecular function: transcription coregulator activity. The transcript is spliced from 8 exons. NCBI's taxonomy places the organism in Eukaryota, Viridiplantae, Streptophyta, Magnoliopsida, Fabales, Fabaceae. Gene Ontology annotation, biological process: chromatin remodeling; regulation of transcription by RNA polymerase II. Gene Ontology annotation, cellular component: nucleus; nuclear chromosome. The record is from RefSeq and is a predicted model, not a curated record. The coding region runs from base 148 to 870 and encodes 240 amino acids.